AUCUAUUGUCACUACCAUUGUACAGCAGCUGAACCUGUUUAUCCAUUACAUCUGCUGCAGAGACUGCGGGCUGACACAAUAAUGACACUGGCAGAAGCCAUAGGGAAACAAAGGCAGGCCAGACAUUCGUAUAUUUCUCCAUCCUUUUGUAUUCAGCACUAGGACAUGGGUGGGUGGUCGCUAAGCUACAGAAUCUAAAUGUAAGAUUUCCAAGGAUCUAAUGAAAGAAAGCACUUCCAGUAACUUGAUUCCUUAGCACAGAAAAUAACCAUGAGUUUCUCAUCACUACUGUCGAGAGGAGCAGUCGAUAUCUUGGAGGAGCUGCAAAUAUUGACAGCAAAAACAAUGGAGAAAGUGGAAGUUAACAAACAGUAUGAGGUCAUCAGGGAGCUGGGAAAAGGGACAUAUGGGAGAGUGGAUCUGGUGAUCCAUAAAACAAGAGGCACAAAGAUGGCCCUUAAAUUUUUAAAAAAGAAAACCACAAAGCAGAAAAGCUUUCUACAGGAAUACUGUAUCUCACGCUAUCUGUCAGCCUGCCCGUAUAUCAUUGGCAUGCAUGACAUAGCUUUUGAAACCGAGGAAUACUAUGUGUUUGCACAAGAAUAUGCUGUGGCUGGAGAUCUUUUUGAUAUCAUUCCACCACAGGUUGGUCUUACUGAGCAUACAACCAAACGCUGCAUCUAUCAAGUGGCAUUAGCUUUGGAUUACCUGCAUAACCGAAAGCUUGUACAUCGCGACAUCAAACCUGAAAAUAUCCUCAUUUUUGACAAAGAGUGCCGAAAAAUUAAACUUUCUGAUUUUGGCAUGACCAGGAUUGCCGGAACGACAGAAAAACGUGUAAGUGGUACAAUCCCCUACACAGCUCCAGAACUUUGUGAGACUUCAAAGCACAGUGGAUUUUUGGUUAAAUACACUAUUGAUGUGUGGGCAUUCGGGGUCCUUCUUUUCUGUAUGAUGACUGGAAAUUUCCCUUGGGAAAAGGCACUGCAUUUAGACUCCUUCUAUUAUGAAUUUUUGCAAUGGCAGAAAUACAAGAAUGCUAAUGUGCCAUCUCAGUGGCGUAGAUUCACACCUCAUGCCCUUAAAAUGUUUAGCAAAUUGCUUUCUAUUGAGCCUGAGAAAAGAUGUGCAAUUAAGGAUAUUCUGUGGUAUUUCGGCAAAUCUUGGCUGGUAUCGAAGGAAGAAUCUCAUACUUCUGAUGCAAAAACCAAUAAUGACGUGUUCAUCCACAUUAAACAGCAAGGUCUUCCUUUCAUCAAUGGCAAUGAUUUAGAUAGCAAUAAAAGUGAUACCAGUCCCAGUUUAUCGUUUUCCUCAUGCAGCAGCUACGAGGACGUUCCUAAGGAAAGCAACGCAAAUACAAUGUUAGUGUCUACACCGAUUGAAAUAUGUGUAUGAAAAUGUUAUUGUAAAACAUUAUUUAAACAGAUGAAGAAAUCUUCUUUUGGAGUAAUGUUGUGACCCAGUACCUGUCACCAGGUGCGCCAAUCAUGCUGCAAUGCCUUACUCUCUUCACACCGAGUUACACAAGAAGAGCCACUAAGAACCACAAAACUGGUAGAUCUUGCAAAGCUUGUUUAGGUGUGCAAAUAUUAGCACUUACAGUGCAGUACCCAACGCAUUUCACAUUAUUCUUUCACCACAACCCAAAAAAAUCAAUUUAGACUAUCUUGUGAGUCGGAGGAUUCUCUGGAAGAUGCACCUGCUGAAAACGUUAAACAUAUUCAAUCAAACUUCACUUUAUUAGCAUCCAAUUAUUUUCUUCAUACUUUUCCAACCUUAACCUAAAAUUUAGGUCAAUUUAAACUAAUAUAUAGCUUAAAUUAUUCAAGGAAAUGACUGGACAGUGGAGCUGUCUUUAGUACAUAUAUUUUUGUGUUGUUUUUAACCAACCACCUAGAAAUGUAUUUUCCCAUAGAACUGCAAGUAGUAGGUACAAAAUAUAAUUUAUCAUAAAUUCAGGGAUGAAAUGUGAUCUUUAGGACCUUAGUGGUUUUGGAAACUGCAAUUCCUUUUAAAGAAAAAAGAAUGCAUUCAUAGCACUUGUUUUUAUUUAAAUAAUUUUAAAAUUAUUAAAUAAACUUUUUUUUGUUAGCAAGGAACACCCCCAAAACUCCACAGCUCUUCCAGUAGACCAGUACAAACUUUUGCACCCUCAAGAAUUUCUCUUUUAAAAAGGUUCAAUGAAAAAGUACUGUAGGUGAAUUAUGUCAUAAUACAGCAUUGGCACUUCAGGAUUGCAUUUUUGCAUGAUCAUAUAUGGCACUGUGAGGUGGGUGGGGUAAGUGGGGUGUAUUUCAUAUCCCUUGCUUAGGAAGGUGCUGGGGUGCACAACUCUUCCAAAAGAAGAUCAUUCAAUCUGUACAUGCCAGCAUUGCAGAACUGCUUGUGUGACAAUACCAUACAGGUAUUCACUUUGCAUAAUCAUCGCAGCCAUGAGCCAAGAAAAAUAUAUUUAUUAAUGCCGAAAUAAGUGUAUUGUUUGUGAUUAAGAAAAAAAAGAUUGUCUUAUAUUUUAAUUUCAGUGCUGUUCAUUUAUGUUCAUGUAAAUCAUAAUAAUUUCCACCAGAUCUUUAAAAAUAUUACCUAAAUAUAUCUAGUGGCUAUUUCAUUUUACAUAAUCAUGCGUGAGUUAAGAAUUUAAAAUAAAAGCAUUGUUUUUUCCUUGCAAA
Pseudophryne corroboree (corroboree frog) is the source of this 2672-nucleotide messenger RNA. Its product is annotated as serine/threonine-protein kinase SBK1-like. The transcript has 4 exons. The record is from RefSeq and is a predicted model, not a curated record. Gene Ontology annotation, molecular function: protein serine/threonine kinase activity; ATP binding. NCBI's taxonomy places the organism in Eukaryota, Metazoa, Chordata, Amphibia, Anura, Myobatrachidae. The coding region runs from base 271 to 1398 and encodes 375 amino acids. Gene Ontology annotation, biological process: peptidyl-serine phosphorylation; peptidyl-threonine phosphorylation.